Balaenoptera musculus (blue whale) is the source of this 282-nucleotide messenger RNA. Its product is annotated as ribosomal biogenesis factor-like. Bases 1 to 282 code for a protein of 93 amino acids. NCBI's taxonomy places the organism in Eukaryota, Metazoa, Chordata, Mammalia, Artiodactyla, Balaenopteridae. Gene Ontology annotation, biological process: ribosome biogenesis. The record is from RefSeq and is a predicted model, not a curated record. Gene Ontology annotation, cellular component: nucleolus. The transcript has 2 exons.
AUGAAUCUCAGAAUAAUUAUGCAGAAUGAGGUGUGUGCAGAUGGUGUCACCUGGAACUUGAGCAGCUGCACGAGGGGUAUCGGAGGUCUGACAACAGCCAAGGACAAACUCAGAGGGCAGAAGUCCAGGAAUGUAUUCCCCACAGCCAGCCAAAAAAGCUUUAAGGUUAAAAAUAAAGCAAAACCAGUUACCACUAAUCUUAAGAUAAACAUUGUGAAUGAUGAAAAAGAUAACGAACCAGUUAAUGUUGAUGAAGCUACAAGAUUAAUGGGUCAGUUGUAA